Messenger RNA from Esox lucius (northern pike), 1131 nucleotides. Its product is annotated as sulfotransferase family cytosolic 1B member 1. The coding region runs from base 101 to 1012 and encodes 303 amino acids. The transcript has 7 exons. Gene Ontology annotation, cellular component: cytoplasm. The record is from RefSeq and is a predicted model, not a curated record. NCBI's taxonomy places the organism in Eukaryota, Metazoa, Chordata, Actinopteri, Esociformes, Esocidae. Gene Ontology annotation, biological process: sulfation. Gene Ontology annotation, molecular function: sulfotransferase activity.
UGUGCACCAACUGCUCCAAGAAAACCAGCAGAAGAACAGACUUACUAUUAACACCCUUUACAUUCUUGGACUUCCUAUAGUCAUCUUGUGAGAAGGAACAAUGUCGUAUGGUGAGACUGUCAAGAAGGUAACAGAACGGAUGCACCGCUUCCCACUAAUCAACAUCCAAGGGGUUCCUCUCAGGUGUUACAUUGCCAACAACUGGGACUCUAUCUGGGCCUUCCGCCCUGAUCCAUUGGACAUUCUUAUUGCCACCUAUCCCAAAGCAGGAACAACAUGGGUACAGGAGAUUGUGGAUCUGCUACGCCACAAUGGAGAUGUAGAGGCAACAAGGACAGCGCCGACCCAGGAACGAUUCCCCUUCCUGGAGAUCCACUACCCCCCACCUAUCCCCUCUGGUUUGAGCCGGCUUGAAAAGAUGAACCCCCCAAGGGUCAUCAAGACUCAUUUGCCAAUCCAUUUGGUGCCUGAAGGGUUCUGGGAAAAUAAAUGCAAGACUAUCUAUGUAGCGAGAAAUGCAAAGGACAACCUAGUCAGCUACUACCACUUUGACAAAAUGACUCUAAUCCAACCUGAGCCCGGACCAUGGGACAGCUACAUCCGCAAGUUCAUGAAUGGAGAAUUGGCAUGGGGUUCAUGGUAUCACCAUGUGAAGGCUUACUGGAAUGAACGAGAAAAGAAGAAUAUACUCUAUCUAUUCUAUGAAGACAUGAAAGAGAAUCCUCGCCGAGAAGUGGAGCGCAUCAUGCACUACCUGGAUUUGUCUCUCUGUGAUGAUGUCAUCAGUCGCAUUGUGGAGCUGACCUCCUUUAAUAGCAUGAAGGAGGACCCGAUGGCUAACUACACAUUAAUGCCCACAGCAAUUUUUGACCAGUCCAUUUCCCCCUUCAUGAGAAAAGGUGUAGUGGGUGAUUGGACCAAUUAUUUCUCCCCUGCCCAGAAUCAACUGUUUGAUGAAGACUACAAAAGACAAAUGAAAGAUGUAGACAUUCCUUUCCGGACCAAAAUCUAGCAAUACUAUGGAUGACCAAAGAAAAUGGAAACAUCACAAUUUACCUCAAACGCAGAACAUGUAUUUGAAUGGCUGUCCACUUAUGUACUGUUCAAACAAAAAAACAACACAUUGGUACA